Messenger RNA from Talpa occidentalis (Iberian mole), 1047 nucleotides. Its product is annotated as HLA class I histocompatibility antigen, A alpha chain-like. The record is from RefSeq and is a predicted model, not a curated record. The transcript is spliced from 5 exons. Gene Ontology annotation, molecular function: signaling receptor binding; peptide antigen binding. Lineage: Eukaryota; Metazoa; Chordata; Mammalia; Eulipotyphla; Talpidae. Bases 48 to 1031 code for a protein of 327 amino acids. Gene Ontology annotation, biological process: antigen processing and presentation of endogenous peptide antigen via MHC class Ib; immune response; positive regulation of T cell mediated cytotoxicity. Gene Ontology annotation, cellular component: external side of plasma membrane.
AUCCACGCAGCCGGGACUCCGUCUACCCAGACCCAAGAAAUCUGGUCAUGAGGCCUCCAACCCGCCUGCUGCUGCUCUCGGGGGCCCUGGCCCUGACAGAGACCUGGGCGGGCUCCCACUCCCUGAGGUAUUUCCACACCGCGAUGUCCCGGCCCGGCCCCGGGGAGCCCCGCUUCAUCGCCGUGGGCUACGUGGACGACACGCAGUUUGUGCGGUUCGACAGCGACUCCCCCAGUCGGAAGGCGGAGCCGCGGGAGCCCUGGAUGGAGCAGGAGUGGCCGGAGUACUGGGACGGGGAGACGCGGAACUUCAGGAACGCCAUGGCCGUGUACCGGGGCAGCCUGAACACCCUGCGCCGCUACUACAACCAGAGCGCGGCCGGCUCUCACACCCUCCAGGUGAUGUCUGGUUGCGACGUGGGGCCCGACGGGCGCCUCCUCCGCGGGUACAGUCAGCUCGCCUAUGACGGCGCCGAGUACCUGGCCCUGAACGGGGACCUGCGCUCCUGGACCGCGGCGGACACGGCCGCGCAGAUCUCGCGGCGCAGGCGGGAGGUGGCCGGAGAGGCGGAGCGCCAGAGGAACUACCUGGAGGGCAGGUGCGUGCAGUGGCUGCGCAGAUACCUGGAGCACGGGAAGGAGACGCUGCUGCGCUCAGAGGCCCCAAAGACACAGGUGACCCACCACCUCAACUCUGAACAGAAGGUCACCCUGAGGUGCUGGGCCCUGGGCUUCUACCCAGCGGACAUCACCCUGACCUGGCAGCGAGAUGGGGAGGACCUGAUCCAGGAGACAGAGCUGGUGGAGACCAGGCCUGGGGGGGACGGAAGCUUCCAGAAGUGGGCGGCUGUGGUGGUGCCUUCUGGAGAGGAGCAGAGAUACACGUGCCAUGUGCAGCAUGAGGGGCUACAGGAUCCCCGAGUCCUGACUUGGGUGCCCCCUUCUCAGUCCUCCGUCCCCACCGUGGGCAUCAUUGCUGGCCUGGUUUUCCUUGGAGCUGUGCUCACUGGAGCUGGGUGGCUGCAGCUGUGAUGUGGAGGAAGAAGCA